Messenger RNA from Schizosaccharomyces cryophilus OY26, 757 nucleotides. RefSeq names its product DUF1761 family protein. The transcript is spliced from 2 exons. Lineage: Eukaryota; Fungi; Ascomycota; Schizosaccharomycetes; Schizosaccharomycetales; Schizosaccharomycetaceae. Bases 144 to 602 code for a protein of 152 amino acids. The record is from RefSeq and is a predicted model, not a curated record.
GUUUUUAUAAGUUGUUCAUAAAAAGCAGAAAAGAUUACUCUUCUUCAUACCGAUUGUCCUUGAAAUAUUAGUUAUUCAAUUUGAAAGCUACCAUUGACUUCAACCACCGUUAACGAAAAUAACAUACUCCUUGUUUUUUCAUUAUGUCUUUAGUAUAUAGCCUUGUGCCUUAUGUUCGUCCUAGUGCAAUUGUCUUAGGUGUUGCCUUUGACCAUGCUGCUUCCUUUAUGGUUUAUGGACCUUUAAUGGGCGACCUUUGGAAGAAAGCAAUGUCCCCUACUCCUCAACAUGUCCAUUCUGCUCCUUGCAGUCCCAUCAAAAAGGCAACUAUAACCUAUUCGAGUAAUCUCAUAAGCGCAUGCGUUCAGACUUAUUCCAUUGCUGCACUCUUGCAAUUAACUGGAACCGUAAGUAUGAAAGGUGCUUUUUAUGUAGGCCUUUAUGUCUUUGGAGCAUCAGGAUUGCCUGAUAUGGUUGACUACAUAUUUACGGAAAAGCGAGGAUGUUCCUACACAUUGGUAAAAACAAUUUCUUCGUUUGUGAAAACUGUCGGCAUGAGCGUUGUCUUGUUAGGCUAUGGUAUCCGCCAAAACCGAGCUUAACGAAAUUUUAGUACUUUGUUUUCCAUCUUUUCUAAAAUUUAACUUUAAGGAACGUACAAAUCAGUUAGUAAUGACUAAAUGAAUUUAUGAACCUCGUAUAUUAUAAGUAUUGUAUUUUGUUCCUAAUUUAUCCAUCUCUUUGAUAUUUGCAAAAA